UUGGAGCUGUGUGUGGGAGCAGGGAAACAGAGGCAACAAAGACUAAUAGAGACAAUUAUGUCAGACAAACACAAUGGCCAAGUUUCCCAAAGGAAACCAUUCAGCAACAAGAACAUCAAGAAGCUCCGCACUAUUAGCAUGGUGUGCAACCUGGCAAGCAGCUGGCAGCAAUGGGUGACAGAGAAUGAGAACAAGCAGGCCAGCGAGCCAAGCGGCUGGGCUCCGUCUUCACUGGGUGGACCAGAGGAACCCAAAAAGAAGUGGGUUUCAAAGAAGCCUCCAUCCAUUCAAACGCAGCAAACAGAAGCUUCUAAAGGUCUCGCAGCUACACAAACAACGACAUCAAAGACUGGUGAGGUUAAGACAUCGGAUGAGCCACCAGCGGCGUCUUUUAUCAAGACAAAGCAAGUGGUGAAGACAGUGACCAGCAGCGCUCAGGAGAAGAGUGCAGGUAUUGGGCUCCUGACAGAAAAAAUCAAGAGGGAGCAUCUCCCAUCAGAUGAGGAGAUUGACAGACUGCUAAAGAAGAAAAGCUCGCCCACCCGUCGGAGGAAGUGCUCCAACAUGGUGUCAUCGCUGACCAAAAGCUGGAAGCAGGUGGAGAAUGAGCAGAAGCUUGUUAAAGAAGGAGGAGAUCCAAGAGAGGGAUUCACCUGUGGGCGUAAAGAGGACAGUGGGCCCCUCGAGGCAGAUGUAGAGGGACUGGAAGUAGAUAAAACACACAGAACAAGCUUUUCAGAAGAAGCAGAGGAAAACAACUGUGAAGAAGACUCUGAGACAGCAGUGGGAAUAAAAAGAUCCUCAGUUCCAAUCUACAAAAAAGAAGCUGAGGAUGCCAACAAGAUCAACACGUUGUCCAAGAAAUACAGCAGCGUGGGAAAUCUCAAGAGCCGCUGGCAGAAUUGGGCCUCUGAGCACACAGUUAAUCAGAAACUCAACCCCUUCAGUGAAUACUUUGAUUAUGACUAUUCCAUGUCCCUCCGCCUCCAGAAAGGUCAAGAGGGUUACGGACGUCCAAAGGAGGGUAGUAAGACGGCAGAAAGGGCCAAACGUGCGGAGAAACAUAUCCACCGUGAAAUAGACGACAUGUGCUAUGUGAUCAGAACUAUGGCCGAUCCGGACCCAGAUGGAAAGACCCGGGUCACAUUUGGAGAACUGUUUGACAGAUACGUUCGGAUCUCUGACAAGGUGGUGGGGAUUCUGAUGAGAGCCAGGAAACAUGGGAAAGUGGAGUUUGAGGGCGAGAUGCUGUGGCAAGGCCAGGAUGAUGGAGUUAUUAUUACUCUUCUGGUGUGAUAUUAACACCUGGGUCAAAGUUGUUCUUGAAAUCCUCUUACAGCUUCUUUGCUUGCACACUGGAAUUUGAACCUGAAAUAACCCCCGUCAUUGUCAGACAGCACUAAGAGGAGGAUUUAAGAUGCAGUUUGACCCAGGACUACUCGGUGGACACUUGCAGAACAAUAUCAAAAGGAUACAAGCUGAGCUCGGCGGAUGUGUCUCUCUACGGAUUAUCCAAAGAAUACUUUUGCUGCUAUUUUGGUAGAUACUUGACAACUCUUUCUGUCAGUGUUUGAGCUGUAGCUGUCUUGCUCAGUGUUUUGCGAAAUCUGCAGAGACUUAAAAGCUUUAAAUCACAAGCGCUGAAGAGAUAAAGUGUUGGGGUUUUGGUUCCUUAAAAUCCAUUCAGAGUAGCUUGCAGAUUAUCACGAGUGUCUCUUUUUCACUUCAUGGUUUAUGUUAAUGAGAUACUUGAGCAUGUGCUAACGUACCAAAUAAUCAGCAGCUUUGCAGUAUUCUGUACACUAAUUCAAACAUGGGUUGGGUUUCGCUGCCUGAAUACAUGCAGCUCAGCUUUCAUUGCGCUACACCAGACACAAUGCAGUGGAACGCCACAGUACUUUAAAACACCGUGGCCUUUUAGACCACAGCUCUUUGAAAUGGUAUCGAAGGUUGACCAAGACUGCAAGGGAAAAUGGGAAAACUCAUUAAAUUGGAGAAAUCCACUUCAUGAAAACCACCUGGCCAAUACUGUGUAGGUCCUCAGUGACGGCUAAUAGUCUUUAAGUCAUUUCCACAAGACAGCUGUGGCUGCCCUGUGGGUUUUUUGCACUAAGACAUGGCAGAAAACCUCCUUUGGGUUGCAGCAAAGGGUCUACUUUGAUCAGGCUGUUGCUUGGGAUCAUUCUACAAUCUGGGAAGUACUGAGGCCUGGUGAGCACUUUGUCCUCUUUUAGUGUGUUGCUCGAGGUGCUUUUGCUUACUAUUAGAGGAUGUGCUGGUACAAGAUCACAUUAGAACAGGAUAAUCAGUGUUAAUCGCUUCAACUGUCAGUGGCUUUACAGGAGUGCACAGCAGUAAAGUGUGAAUAAGUCAAAAUUAAAGUGCUGAAAUGAACGAAAUUAUAGUUAUAAGCUGGAUUCCUAAUCAUACAGUAGCCUAUGAUGACUUGCUGUAUUCUGUGUUUUGUGAUGCUUUUUGUCCUGGGAUUAAAAAUAAAAAA
This is a messenger RNA of Maylandia zebra (zebra mbuna), 2500 nucleotides long. The record is from RefSeq and is a predicted model, not a curated record. Lineage: Eukaryota; Metazoa; Chordata; Actinopteri; Cichliformes; Cichlidae.